AUGUCUCUCCGACCUCUCCCCGACCCUCCUUCCCCUGAGUGGGCCCCCAUCGUCGAAAGCAUCCGAAAGCAGUACAACGAAGGCUUGCCGUUCUUCAACCGCGCGCUGCUCCAACGAGUUGCGCUACAGAUCCACCUCUACGAGAACGGCAUGCUGACCAACAAGCCCUACGCCAUCGAGAACAUCAGAGGCGACCUCGUGUCCCUCGACAUCGACCCGGACACCGAGUCCCCAGUCUUCAAAGACGUUAGAUGCAACCACGGUGACCGAAAAAACGGUCCCUAUAUCUACUACCGGAGCAUCCAAUCCAUGCUCACGCACCGGGACAUGAAACAAUUCGACGCAGAGAAGGCCUUCCUACCUCUAGUCGUCAUGUUCCCGAGCGCCGCGGGCCGGUGCCACGCGCACCACGUGCACGAGUCGCGCUCCACCUCCGCCGACGACCUCCAAGCAUCAAUCUUACCCACGACCUUCUACCCAUCCGAGCUAACCACAAUCUUCAACCUCGACCGGCGCGCCUGGGAGCAGUCCGAGCAGUACGCCUACCUCAAGGGCCAGCUGGAAGCCCACUCCGACCGGCUGUCGCAGAUCGACAGCGUCGUCGCCCUCGGGUGCGGGUCGCUCGCCCACGGGCGCGCGCGCUGCCAGUUCGCGACGACGCAGCACGCGCUGGCCUUCAGCCUGCGCAAGGUGCUGUCCAGAAUGCACCCGGAGAACAGCAGGGUGCGGCAGAGCCUUCGGCAGGCCCGUAAGAAGGAGCCUGUCGACCUCGUCGUGCGCGGCGUCCUGCAGGACCCCGCUUACACCGAGGUGGACGAGGCCGUCCUCUCGGACAUGGGCAUGGAGAUCUACAAAGAUCCCUUCGGCUUCCUAGAGAUGAACGACAACAGCUUCGUCGUCUCCAUCGAUGUCAACACCCCGGCCCAGCAGAUUAUCGAAAAUCUUGCGCGCCCGGCCGCCAUUAUCCGGAUGACUCACGUAGAGGAGCUUAAUGGCGAGAACGUCGCCCAAUGCACGGACCCCUCGUCUUCGCGAGUCAACAAGAUGCUACUCGAGGAGUAUGAUCUGGUGAAACUCCGAUACCACGAGCACCUUCGACAUAUCUGCCUCUACAUAAAGAAGCAGAAACCCGAAGGCAAGGCCGGCUCUAACCGAGCAUCAGGCUCUUCUUCGACUAAGAAUUAAUCGAGAGGGAGGAUCGUUGGGGAUAUAUUGGUGGUUGAGCGAGCAUUUCUCGUAUACAAAUGCCCAGUACAGUAAACGCUGUUCUUUAGGUACCCAAUCUACCUGUUCUAUGCCCUCCCCUAUUUCAAUUCUUAUUACAAUAACCCGCUUUCCCUCUUUCCUCCAGGAUAGCUAUUCCUGAGUUUGCAAUGAAUACAAGAAAAAAGUUACAACCACAAUUACAAUCCGAGACCAUUCAACCCGCUCGCUAACCCUAAGUCGUAACAAGACAAACCAGGCUAAACUAGGCUCUUGUAUAUAUACCGUCUCUCCGUGCCUCUCAGCCUUCAAUAAUUAUUCCAGGUCUACUCUCCCAGUAGCCGGUAGCCGGUAAUGU
Molecule: messenger RNA, 1561 nt
Organism: Annulohypoxylon truncatum
Lineage: Eukaryota; Fungi; Ascomycota; Sordariomycetes; Xylariales; Hypoxylaceae
Exons: 3
Coding region: 1-1185 (394 amino acids)
Source: RefSeq, a predicted model, not a curated record